AAGUUUUGGCAAAUCUCUAAGUCAUAUCUCGUUUGAUUUGCUAAAAGUAUCUUACAAAAUGAUAAUAAUAAUUAAAAUCGUCAUUCCAUUGGAAUUUACUGAGCGCCUUUUUGAAGGCUUGAGUCAUGAUCAUCAGUUGCAUUUGGCCCUAAGCAAUCCAGUUUACGCGCACGUUUUUGCCAAUUACUGUAAGCAAAAGUACACAACUCUAGACCUCGAUAAAUUCGAACAUGAGGCUCAAUAUCUGUCUCAUAUUAUACCCAUUUGUGGUUCCUCCGUGGAAGAGAUAACUGGCGAUUCAUGUCGCUACUCAAAUCUGGAACUCAUUCAGCAGCAUUGUACCAAUGUAAAAUCGAUUACACUAGCCGUAGGCAAUUUGUCGCACUAUACUUUUGUGCAAAACAUGAAGAGCAUCACUACUUUGAAUUUGUUUCUGCACUACGAUGAUCCUGCCAUAUACGAUGUCCUGCAGGAACUGCCUCUUCUGACGGCCUUGUUACUGACACCCUUUUCCGAGACAUAUAUUGACAAGAUUCUGCGAUUGGUUGAUCUGGAAAUGUUGUGCCUUGGAUACGGCAAGAAAGAGUGCCCUCUCAACAUCAUCCAGAUAUGCAACACAUUCAAGAAACUAAGCUUUUUGGUUAUCCAAACUGGUGAAAUAACUGGCGGGACUUUGAUUCAAACUCACUCAUAUUCCACUCUUCGAAUGGUUUCCUUAAGUGCCGACAAGGUCGCCCAUUUGCCAUCCUUUCCAAAAGCUAUAUUCUUGAGCAUCGGUGGCGACUCAUUUAGGGCCAAGUAUGACUGGAACAGUUGGAUCAUGAAGCAUGCAAAUACAGUCCUGGCCCUGGAAAUAGGUACUACUAAAAAUGCCAUUGUGGCAAUUGAAAGCUGCAAAGCAUUGCGGGCUUUAAAGGUAUUAAUCUGGUCUGCUGAGGCCAGCGAGGGUUACUUAAGCAGCCUUUUAGAAGUAGCUCGUCGUAAGGGCUGCUCCUUGGAAUUGGUUGUGAAUUGUCUGCUGGGCUAUUUAACCGUAAGCAAAGUGUUGAAGGACACCCCAAAUACUGAUUUUGCAUGGGUAACCAUGACUUGCUAAUGCUUUACCUUAAAAUAUUGAUUAAAAAGCUGGAGCCCAA
This is a messenger RNA of Drosophila eugracilis, 1136 nucleotides long. RefSeq lists its product as uncharacterized. The coding region runs from base 59 to 1096 and encodes 345 amino acids. NCBI's taxonomy places the organism in Eukaryota, Metazoa, Arthropoda, Insecta, Diptera, Drosophilidae. The record is from RefSeq and is a predicted model, not a curated record. The transcript has 3 exons.